GUGUCAAUAUUGUAAUGAUGUGGGUAGCAUGCACUUAUAGAAUAAACCAGUCUAACCCGAGUCACCGUCUUUGAUUCACGCCCGUCUUGACAUGGCGCAGCCGGUAUUAGGAACUAAUUAAAUCUUCGUGAGUGUUUAAACACGUAUAAAUCCCGAAUAUACAGUGGUCGCAGUGAUAAGACGUGUGGUAAAUUUAAUAAAAACAGUAUAAAUAAAUAAGAUUAAAAAGUAAAUUAGAAAAUAAAUUCGGUGCAGAUUCAAAAUGGAAGCCGUAUUAAAACCGCCGUUACCAUUCCAAUUUGAUAACAAUAUUACAAAUGUAACCUCGGGAAACCUAAGCAAAUCAUGGGAAGAGUGGAAAAAGUCUUUUGAAAUAUACUAUCAGGCGUGCGAGUUUUCCAAAAAAGAUGCAAAGGUGCAAAUUAGUAUUUUGUUGCAUAUAAUUGGCCCAAGGUGCAGAGAAGUUCACGAUACAUUCAAAACAAAAUGCACCACAGUCGACGAAGUUUUAGAAGAAUUUGAUAAUUUCUUUUUACCGAAGAAAAACUUAACAGUAGAACGUCACAAGUUCUUUAUCCGAGAACAAAGGGAAUUUGAAUCCGUUGAACAGUAUGUCUUCGAACUGAAUAAGAUGGCCGCCAAAUGUGAGUUCAAAGAUCUUUGUAACGACCUUGUCAAGGACCGUUUGAUUUGUGGAAUCCAUGAUAAUUCAUUACGGGAACGUUUGCUUAGAGAGAGUGACUUAACGCUGAAAAAGGCGUUAGAUAUUUGCCAGCUAGCCGAACUAUCAAGGGUGCAAGCUACGAAUAUAAAUACCGAGGUUUCAGCGCAUCACGUGAACGAGAUAAAUAAUAAAUGUUGCGGCAAUUGCACAGGCAAUAGUGCAGAAAAUACGGAAUCGGUGGAUUGGAUGCAGCAGGGAGUACGUGAGCGUCGCAGGCGCGGGCGUGGGCGCGGGCGGGCGCGAGGCAGGGCGCGAGGGCGCGGGCACGGAGACCCGGCACCCGCCGCCGCCUCGGCCGCCGCCCCAUCGCCGCCGCCGCCGCCUCCUGCGCGAUCCUCGCGUGUGUGUUACAAGUGCGGUAUGAGUCAUAACAUGUACCAGUGUCCCGCGUAUGGUGCAAAGUGCAAUAAGUGCAACCGUUAUAAUCAUUAUGCGAAAAUGUGCCAAGUAUUGUAUGAAAUCGAUGGGAACUCAUCCGAUCAGGACGGUGAGGCCUCCUGAGCGAUACGGAUUUUCAACGCCACAACUGCACACUUGAAAUACCUACCAAUGUAGUUAAGAAAUCUAUACAUUAUAAUAAAUAAUAAAAAUAAAAAAUAUGUACAUAUUACAUUACAUAAUAUUAUAUUUAGAUGAAUGAAUGUCAUUGUAUUGUAAUUUACCUACUUAAUUUAUUGAUGAAACAAUUUUUUUUAAAAUUAUUAAUUCAUAAUUUAUGAUUCGUAAUUUGUGCAUGUAUCCAUUAAAUUAUUCAAUAUACCUACCUAAAUACAAAUAAUUUUAACUGUGUACCUAUACAAUGUAUGUGUCGCUGUCGACAUUCUAGAAGUGAUUUUGUUCUACAUAUUUACAGUGUAUUGUACGUCGGAUACCAAUUUUAGUCAUGGUAAGGUACCUAGGAACCUACCUAUUCUCUGAUAAAACUGUAACAUUACAUUUAUGUGUAAUAAUAAUUGUGUACUCUGUAGAAUAAAGUGGAUCUAUAGGUACUUAUGAGCUAGAUCAUUAUGAUUGUUAUUGGAGAUGCCUAUGCUUUAUUCGUAUAAUUGUAUCGUCUACUUAUUUUUUUAAAGAAUUUUUCAUAGAAUUACAAGAAUUGCAUGACAUUUACCUAACAUUGUUAAUAUUUUCAUAGAAUUGCAUGACAUAUACCUAACAUUGUUAAUAUUAUUACCAUGUUAAAUUUUCUUCUUAUGAAUUUAUUGUUUUUAUGAAUACUUAUGCUUUGAAAUUCAUACAUUUAUAUAUUAUGAAACAAACAUGUACUUAUCCUCCUUCACUAGGUAGAAGCAGUAGAUAAAACAUAAGUACAGACCUAAUCUUUGUUUGAUUUUGUUAAAUAUAAUGUGUACUCGAUUAGAUUCAAUUGAUUCUAUCAUUAUUAAUUCAUAUUACUUAUAUAUCAAUGUUUUUUGUCAAUAAUGCGAAAUUUGUGUUUAUUACAUGUAAACAGUCGGGAUUAUUGCAAAUAUCCAAUUGUAACUAUUUUUUUUGUUUUUAUUUCAUUAUUUUUUUUUGAAAGGAGAAGGAUGUCAAUAUUGUAAUGAUGUGGGUAGCAUGCACUUAUAGAAUAAACCAGUCUAACCCGA
Molecule: messenger RNA, 2313 nt
Organism: Plutella xylostella (diamondback moth)
Lineage: Eukaryota; Metazoa; Arthropoda; Insecta; Lepidoptera; Plutellidae
Source: RefSeq, a predicted model, not a curated record